AUGCACAUAAAGGCAUCAAGCAACGACGGGAACGUUGAGAUUGUAGAUAAUCUUGAACACCAGCUGGGUACAAAAAGUGAAUGGUAUGACUCAUACAUACGUUUAUGCCAUGGUGACCUGGGCACACAAGAACGUCAUGACAGCACAACAUUCUUCCAUGCAAUUGAGAAUAGUAGUCAGAAUAGACUACAGUGGCUUGUGACAGUACCGGGGGUAUUCCACAUUCGGAUGGCAGCUGUUGAUGCCAUUUGGAGAACACAUAUUAGUGGACAUGCAUUGCAAUCAAAUGAAGGUGGCACUUACAAACUGUUUCAAACCCUCCACCCUCGAGACUUCACAAAACUUAGUAGGAAUCCAAGUUAUCGUAUGCUGAAUGACGGGAUCAUGCACCUCAUGACAGUGUGCUGGGAGCAGGUGCUUGGGAACAGCGAUCUGCAAGGAUUUUCUGAAACCGAACCGGCAUGGGAUACAAUCGAUGAUCUGGCACAUCAAAUCUUUAUCAAGCACUUUGCAGGAAACAACUUCAAUGACUUACAGGAUCUACCCAACUCCGAACGCGAUAGGAGGCUGGAAAAUCAGCUGCUGUUUAAUCGGGAUGGGCUGAUGUAUGUGUUACUAGCCCAGGCAUCAAACACUGGAGCAGUUGGUUUCAUGAAAGAUCUCCUAUGGAUAUGGGUGCCGAUGUUUUGCGCAUGUGGAAAACAUAAGUAUGUGGCACAUCUCUCCAAAUUCCUUCGAGAUUUACGCGACACUUGCCCUGCAAGGCUGAGCCAUACUAUCAAAAUGCAUUGGUUGUGCAAUCCAACAGGCAUGCCCGAUGGGUUUAGAGGUGUAGACUGGUGGGUAGAAUUGAAUAAUCUCUAUACAAAAGUAAUUUUUUGUGGCAAAGGCUCAAACCGAACCUUGACACACAUAAUCAAUCAGUCUUCACUGAUUGACACAUAUCGCUCAGUUCACACAAAUAUUGAGAAGAAUUUCGCUGUCACACCUAAUAGCACUCGGCACACUCCAACUAACAUGGCCAAUACACUCCAGGAACUAUGCAAGAAAAUCAGAUCCUACCAUUGCCAUUCCCUGGUCCCAGGCUCACAUGUUGAGGCCGAAGUACCAGAUAUUCUUAACGAUGGGCUAGCAGAGUACUAUCGGGUGAAUUCCAAGGAGGUCGAUCUAGAAAAAGGGGAUACAGAGUUAGGGGCCUUAGAGAUGGAUGAUCUUGAGGCGAUGUGA
This is a messenger RNA of Cantharellus anzutake, 1227 nucleotides long. RefSeq lists its product as uncharacterized. The transcript is spliced from 2 exons. Lineage: Eukaryota; Fungi; Basidiomycota; Agaricomycetes; Cantharellales; Hydnaceae. Bases 1 to 1227 code for a protein of 408 amino acids. The record is from RefSeq and is a predicted model, not a curated record.